UGGGCGCACUAGUAAAGAAAGUAGCGUCAUUAGAGCGCCGUAUCAAAAUGUUGUCAAGUUGGCACAUGGAAAAAAGGUAGAAGAAACAAUAUUUGUUUUAGCGGUCUGUUUACACGUUUAAAUAGCGAGGCGGAAUAUAUAUAGACUACAGCACUGUUUGAGCGUGUGAACCCACGGGCUCACUGACACUGAUAGGCUAGAAGUCUGCACCAAUGUCGCGUGCAUAUGAAACAAUGCGCUUACAUUUAACCUGGCCAUUGUUGAAAAAAAUCGUCACUGUACCAAAAAUAUGUUUCGGUUAUUUAAUAACUAGCCGCUGUGGUGUCAAUACUUGCUGUAAGCCUGUAAAGAGAAGAAAUGAAAGGAACCCAAAACUACCAGCUGACUGGCACACUCUUUCUUGGGAAGAAAGACUGGCUGACACUGUGACUCCUUUGUGGAGAAUGAAUUAUGAGAAGCAGCUCCAGUGGAAACAAGAGCAGCAGCACAAAAUCUUGCUUGAGAUGACAAAGCAACUAGCUCUGGAUUCAAUGCUCCCUUUUUCAAACGACUUAAGAUUCCCUCUCCUAUCCAUAGUACCCUCACCAGUGAGAGAUGGAUACCGCAAUAAAUCAACCUUCUCUGUCAACAAAGGGGAAGAUGGGAAUCCAAAAACUGUUGGAUUUUAUAUAGGCAAUGGAAGAACGGGUAACAUAGUAUGUGUCCAUGGUGACCAUCUCCUGAACAUGCCUUCAAAACACAGCAUGGUUGCAAGGUACUAUGAAGAUUUUAUACGACGUUCACCACUCCGACCAUGCAUUUUGUUUCAUGAUGGUGGCCACUGGAGAGAAAUCAUGAUAAGAACCAAUUCUGCCGGUCACACCAUGGCCAUUGUCUACUUCCAUCCUCAAAACCUAAGGCCUGAGGAUAUUGGCAUCCAUAAAGCUGCUCUGGUGGAGUACUUCACACAAGGUCCCGGAGCAGUUUGUCAGCUGGAUUCUCUUUAUUUCCAGGAGAGCACAAUGACCCGUUGCAGUAAUGAACAAUCCCCCUAUCAGCUUCUGCACGGACAGCCCCAUAUCUUUGAGGAGGUGCUCGGCUUCAAGUUCCGCAUUUCUGCUGAUUCUUUCUUCCAGGUGAAUCGGGGAGCAGCGGAAGCUUUGUACAAAACUGUUGCGGAGCUGAAUCGGGCUUCUGUUGGGGGCACACUGCUGGAUGUAUGCUGUGGUACUGGAGCCAUUGGCAUUUCGUUAUCCCCACAGAUGGAGAGAGUCAUUGGCAUAGAGCUCAUUGAGCAGGCGGUCGAGGACGCCAAGUAUAAUGCAGCAAUAAACAGAGUUCAUAACUGUCAAUUUCUCUCAGGCAAAGCAGAAGUUGUUCUGCCAAAUAUGAUGCCCACUUUGAAUUCUGAUGGCGGACUGACAGCUGUUGUGAAUCCGUCCCGGGCUGGCCUACAUUAUCGAGUUGUCAGAGCUUUGAGGAACCACCCAGCCAUAAGAAGGCUUGUCUAUAUAUCAUGCAAACCUGAUGGGGAGGCAAUGAGGAACUUUAGAGAGCUCUGCUCUGGUUAUAAGAGAAAAAUCACUGGUGAAGCCUUCAAACCAACUGUGGCUGUCCCUGUGGACCUGUUUCCACACACUACUCACUGUGAACUAGUGCUUGUUUUUGAGCGAUAGUGAUUGUUUCAAAAAAAAAAAAGUGGCUGCUUUUCCAGUGAAUGUCUG
Messenger RNA from Rhinichthys klamathensis goyatoka, 1703 nucleotides. It is a transcript of the gene trmt2b, whose product is annotated as tRNA methyltransferase 2 homolog B. Bases 213 to 1655 code for a protein of 480 amino acids. Gene Ontology annotation, biological process: RNA processing. Gene Ontology annotation, molecular function: tRNA (uracil(54)-C5)-methyltransferase activity, S-adenosyl methionine-dependent. NCBI's taxonomy places the organism in Eukaryota, Metazoa, Chordata, Actinopteri, Cypriniformes, Leuciscidae. The record is from RefSeq and is a predicted model, not a curated record. The transcript has a single exon.